UCUCUUGACUUUAAUGCAUGCUAGUAGAAGCCUUGCACUAGAUCAUUUUGUCCUUGUACUUGAUUUUUUCAACUUUUCAGUCUACCAGUCAAUCCAGCUUCUUACUCUUAGAGUUUUAGAUGGAGAGUUGCAUGAACCAUAGAGAAACGUAGUAGAAUUAUUGCUCAAAAACAGCAUCAAAAUGCACUAGAAACAACCACAACACAUAUAACACAUGGAGCCAUGGUGCAUGGGCACUUCCAAUACCAAUAGGCACAUACAUACAUACAUUCAUAGAAUUCCUUCUAUUGGUAAAUCAUUGAAGUGGUAGGCCACAUAAAUGAGAGAGCCGUGGAGCUAGAAUCAUAUCAAUAUUCUAUGAGCAGUCACACUACUCCAAACUUGCACUCAUUGGAACAAAACAAUGAAGUGUCAAGAACUUCAGUUGGAGCAGAUCCCAACUCGCAACAACAGAGACCCAAGGGGAGAGGCUUUGCUCGUCCGUAUGUUGGGUGGGGUACAGGAGGGAAGUUAGAAGUUACAUUGAAUAAAGACAAUCAACCAAUAGGUAACACGGCGGGUCCCUUACAAAGUCAACUUGACAUCUUCGCAAGAAACGCAACUUUGGCACCCUUAACUUUUACUGAUUGGAGGGCUCCAGAGCUAUAUCCAUACAAGGAACGCAUAUGGGCAGAUUUUAAGAUUGAAUCAGUUGAGCUAAUGUUGUUGCUGCUAUAUUGUCGGUGUUUAGUUGUUAAUAUACUUAUAUGCAGGAAAAUACAACCGCACCAGAUGUUUAUAAGCAUAAUUGUCUGA
Messenger RNA from Rhododendron vialii, 795 nucleotides. RefSeq lists its product as uncharacterized. The transcript has 3 exons. Bases 358 to 795 code for a protein of 145 amino acids. The record is from RefSeq and is a predicted model, not a curated record. Lineage: Eukaryota; Viridiplantae; Streptophyta; Magnoliopsida; Ericales; Ericaceae.